AUGUCUGCCAAUGGAUCGCAGCAGUCAUCUUCGACUGCAGGGCCUUCCUCGAGACCUCCACAACCACCACCACAAGAAUGGAUUGCUUCGAUAGAUGCCGUGUACACCCUCUUUGAAGACUCGACGGCAGCGCGAAAGUAUCCAGAUCUGUCGCAAAAGGUCAAGAGCGCAGUCGAGCUCUGCGAGGAGAUCAUCCGGGAUGUCGGGUGGCAGCACUGCGCACUUAGCUUCAACGGAGGCAAGGACUGCACUGUCCUGGUACACAUUCUAUCCGCCGUGCUGCGAAGGCUCAAUAGCAAGUCGGACAGCGCAUCUGGUCCCGCUGACGAGGCAAUCAUUCCCUCGAUACCUUCGCUCUACAUCACCUGUCCAUCACCCUUCCCUACGGUUGAAAAAUUCAUCCAGUACUGCGUCUCUCCGGUGCACGGCUACAACCUCGAAGUGAUCUCGGUAGCAGGCGGCAUGAAGGAAGGCAUCAGGACGUACCUCGACGGCGGUGGACGUGAGCAAGUCGGUAUGGGACAAGGACAGGAGGAGGAGCUCACAGACUCAUCAGCAACAGAACCGAGAGACAUUCGAGCCAUGUUUGUCGGGAUUCGUCGGGACGAUCCUCACGGUCCACAACUCUCGGCACGAUCUUGGACGGACAAGGACUGGCCUCGCGUCGAGCGUAUCCACCCCAUUCUCGAUUGGACAUACCAGGAUGUGUGGGCUUUCCUGCGCUGUCCUCAUCUUGGGUCCUCAGAAGCUGCGCUGGGCAUGUCCAGGGAUCAGCUUGCUACAGAUUACGGCACGGCAGGUGGAGGGAUCCAAGGCAUCCCAUACUGCCUGCUCUACGAUCAAGGGUACACCUCGCUCGGGUCGACCUACAACACGCUGCCCAAUCCUGAGCUGCGCAUCAAAGGCGAGCAGGAAGGCGGCAGCGAGGAUGGCGCCCUGCUAGUAGGAGAUGGGACAGCCAAAGGCCGAUGGAAACCCGCGUACAUGCUCAAGGAUGGCACCAUGGAACGGGCUGGACGGGUAGAGAAUGCAUCGCCGCAGGCAAAGCCAAAGCAGCCGGAAUCAACAUCCUCAAAGCCAUAG
This is a messenger RNA of Kalmanozyma brasiliensis GHG001, 1083 nucleotides long. RefSeq names its product Phosphoadenosine phosphosulfate reductase. The transcript has a single exon. Gene Ontology annotation, biological process: FAD biosynthetic process. Gene Ontology annotation, molecular function: FMN adenylyltransferase activity. The coding region runs from base 1 to 1083 and encodes 360 amino acids. NCBI's taxonomy places the organism in Eukaryota, Fungi, Basidiomycota, Ustilaginomycetes, Ustilaginales. The record is from RefSeq and is a predicted model, not a curated record.